CUCCUGUAAACCUCUCACACGCUUCGUUCAUUUCCAACUCUCACUCACACAGGGCGAGAGUGAAAGCUCUAAUCUAUGUAAAAUCACCAUGAAUUUGAAGGCGCCAUUAACGAAUUAGGCCUUUUCUUGCUCUUCUUAUUUGUAAUUUGGUGAUAUGUCGAACAAGCGAGCUCCUGGUAAGCAGCAAAUUCCUCGGAAGAAAUGCAAUGAAAGGAAUAUUAAGGUUGCCGCCAAUUCGACUGUUUCUAAGAAGAGAAAGCAGCCGCAACACCUGAAUUCGGAAUCAUCUUUACGAUUACAGGAUGAUUUGUUAUCUCCUGAUUUUAUUUUGAGGAAAGUGUUCAGGAAAGACGGGCCUCCCCUCGGUGUGGAGUUUGAUAAUCUUCCUUCUCAUGCUUUUCGAUUCUGUAAUGUUAAAGAUUCAGGGAUCUCUCAUCGCCCUUGCCAAGAAAAACAAAGAGCACUUAAAAGACAAAAGACUUCCAAGCCUACCAAUGUUGAGGACCAGAUAAUCGCGCCAGAUAGUGCUCCAGUUAAACAUGGUAGGGGAAAAGGUUUGAUGACGGUAUGGCGACUUACAAACGAGGAGAGUAAUGCUGUGAAGAAACAUGGUAUUGGAAAAGGUUUGAUGACGAUUCGGCAAUUAACAAAUCCUGGUGCUGGAAACCUUCCAACAUGUGAUGACAAUGACCAUGGAGCUUGUUCCCAGUUUCCAGCUUCUACAUCACAAAAACCACCUGCUCAAGGGAAAAAGAAGUCGCGAAGACAACAACCUGUGCCGAGGAGGUUAGCCAACAAAUUACUAGAUAAGAAGUCUUUAGCCAGAAGUAAAAAGAAGGUGAGAUGUGAACAAGUGGGUAAGGAAAAGCAACUGCAGAGGGAAAUAUGUGAAAUUGCUCUGGUGGGAGGGAGAAGUGAAGAAGAUCUAAUCCAAUAUUCUAUGCUAGUAGAUGAUGAGGAGCUGGAACUAAGAGAACUACAUGAAGUAUCAAAUUCACAGGCAUGCUGUGCUCAUUGUUCAGCCAAUAGGUUGCAUGGUUGUUCCCUUUGCAAAGAUUUGCUGGCAAAGUUCCCUCCAGACUCUGUCAGAAUGAAGCAACCCUUGCAUAUGCAACCAUGGGAUUCUUCUCCACAACUUGUCAAAAAACUUUUUAAGAUAUUUCACUUUAUUAGCACUUAUGCUGUAAUAAUUGGUAUCGAAUCCUUCACGCUUGAUGAGCUUGCGCAAGCAUUUAUUGACAAGGAUUCUGUAUUACUUGGGAAACUUAAUUUAUCCCUUCUGGAACUGCUUCUCACUGGUGUUGAGAAGGAACUUGGUAGUGGAUUUGUGUCACAUAUGAGCAAAAACUGGAAGUAUCGUGGGUUGCUUCAGUCAGUUGAACAUCAAGACUCUGUUCUGAAAUUGUGGAAGAGAUCCUUGAAUUCCUUAACAUGGGUAGAGAUAUUACGCCAGGUGUUGGUUGCAGCUGGCUUUGGUUCGAAACGUGACACAACAACCAAGGAACCUGUUGACAAGGAAGCUGCUUUGAUGGGUAGUUAUGGCUUAAGCCCAGGUACUCUGAAGGGUGAAUUGUUCACUAUAUUGUUGUUGCAAGGGAAUAGUGGGAUGAAAAUAUCUGAAUUGGCAACAUGUUCAUCUAUUGUUGGAUUGAAGCUUGCAACUACGACUGUUGAAGUAGAGCAAUUGAUAAGCUCAAUGCUGUCAAGUGAUAUCACCUUAUUUGAGAAACUCUCUCCUUCUUCAUAUCGGCUUCGUAGUAACUCCAUCAUUAAGGACAGUGACGAUGAUCAAUCUGAUCUUGAAGACAGUGGAAGUGUGGACGAUGAUCCCAAUGAUAUUAGCAAUUAUAACAAUAUGGAUGAUUUAGACGAUGGUUCAGGGCCAUCAAUUGCAAGUAAACAUGGACAAAAGAACCUUAUUGAAAGCAAGGAUAGCAUGUUAACCGUCAACUCGGAAAUUGAUGAGAGCCAUCCUGGAGAAAUGUGGUUAUUGGGUCUGAUGGAAGGUGAGUUUUCAGAUCUAAAUAUUGAAGAGAAGUUGAAUGCUCUAUUGGCAUUGGUUGAUCUACUGAGAGCUGGCUCCAGUACAAGAAUGAAGGAACCUGUAAGAUCGGCUGUUCAGUCCAUUCCUAAUGUUUGUCAUAUUGGUUCUGGAGCAAAAAUAAAGAGAUCAACAGCAAAGCAACAACGAAUGUUCAUGCCACUCGAGAACAACUGCAGCCAGAUGAUUAAUAGUGGUGAAUCAGACACGAUACAAGAUAUCCAAACUGUUGAUUCUGCAGCAAUUAUCUCUGUGAUCCAAGAGAAAAGUUGCUCCAGUGGGCAAAAGAAUGCAAGAGAAAUAGAAGUUGUGCAUGAUUUACAUCCUAUGCAAUCAUUAUUUUUGGGAUCCGAUCGUAGGUAUAAUAGAUACUGGCUUUUCUUGGGCCCUUGUAACAUGUGUGAUCCGGGCCACAAGAGGAUUUACUUUGAAUCGUCUGAAGAUGGUCACUGGGAGGUGAUUGAAACAGAAGAGGCUUUGGCCAACUUGUUAUCAGCUUUGGACCGAAGGGGAAGACGAGAGUCCCGUCUUCUUUUUUCUUUGGAGAAACGGAAUGCUCUUCUUUGUGAAGCUAUGUCCAGUAUGCCUAAUGAUGCUAGAAGUGGGCAACCGGCCCUUUCUUGUGAAUCUGAAAGGAGUGUUUCCAGAGACGACAGCUCAUCGGCUGUGUCUGAUGUUGACAACUUGCUGGGCCUAAAUUAUGUGCAUCAUGACAAUCUGGCUUCUACUAGUGCUGUAGUUACUUCAAUUGGAAAUAGAGAGCAGGCGAAACAGAAAUGGUGUCGCCUUCAACAAUAUGAUGCAUGGUUAUGGAAUUCUUUUCAUUCUACUCUUAAUGUUGUUAAACAUGGCAAAAGGUCUUUUUUUGAUUCACUCACUAGGUGUGAAAGGUGUCAUGAUUUAUUUUGGAGAGAUGAGAAACACUGUCGGAUUUGCCAUACAACAUUUGAGCUUGAUUUUGAUCUAGAAGAAAGAUAUGCCAUUCAUGCUGCCACAUGUAGGGAUGAUUCAGCCCCAGAUAUGUUUCCCAAACAUAAAAUCUUGUCCUCACAGUUGCAAUCCCUCAAGGCUGCAGCAUACACACUUGAGUCAUCCAUGCCCGAGGGUGCAAUGGUGGGUGCUUGGACAAAAUCUACCCAUAAUGUAUGGGUCAAGCGGUUAAGACGUACUGCUACUCUGGCGGAGUUGCUACAGGUUCUUGCUGAUUUUGUUGGUGCCAUCAAUAAGGGAUGGUCGUAUCAAAGUGACACAGCUCUUGGGUUUGAUUACGAUUUGGAUGACAUCGUUGCAAGCUUUACAUCUAUGCCCCAAACAUCAUCUGCGGUUGCAUUGUGGUUGGUAAAAUUGGAUUGCUUAAUUGCUCCUCACAUAAAAAAAGUUGGCCUUCAGAAGACAACUGGUGUAUCUUCGAGAAGUACAUCAAAAGGUAAAGAUGCUCUAGUCCAGUAGAUAUUGUAUGUGAUUGGCAAGACUAUAUUUGAAACAAUUGCAUAUACGCCAAAUGAAUUGUUUCUGAAUCAGGGAGAGCAUGAAAUGAUGAUGCAGUCACCAUAGUGCAGAUUUGGUGAUGGGUGAACAACUCGGAGAAAGCAUCAAUAUAGGCAGUUAAGGGUGGGGUUCCAUUUUUGGUGGGAGUUAGUUGAGAUGAUACAUACAUUCUUGUACAGGCAGUUAUAUGGUUGGUUAAUUUUACAGCUUUUAGGAACAACAAUCACGACUCUUUCCCAUAUUUCUUCAUUCCUUAUAUAGAUGUAUGUGGUCUUCCAUUGUAGUUUUCAUGGGAAUUGGAAUAAAAUGUUCGAUAAAACUCAGAUUGUUGUGGAUGAAAAAUCUGUUAUGGUUGGACGCCUACAAUUUCAGUUGCUUUU
This is a messenger RNA of Cynara cardunculus var. scolymus (artichoke), 3909 nucleotides long. Its product is annotated as homeobox-DDT domain protein RLT3. NCBI's taxonomy places the organism in Eukaryota, Viridiplantae, Streptophyta, Magnoliopsida, Asterales, Asteraceae. Gene Ontology annotation, cellular component: transcription regulator complex; nucleus. The record is from RefSeq and is a predicted model, not a curated record. The coding region runs from base 155 to 3490 and encodes 1111 amino acids. Gene Ontology annotation, biological process: regulation of transcription by RNA polymerase II. Gene Ontology annotation, molecular function: DNA-binding transcription factor activity, RNA polymerase II-specific; RNA polymerase II cis-regulatory region sequence-specific DNA binding. The transcript is spliced from 16 exons.